AUGCCACCCAAGACUAGCGGUAAAGCCGCCAAGAAGGCCGGAAAGGCCCAAAAGAACAUUUCGAAGAGCGACAAGAAGAAGAAGCGCAGGAGGAAGGAGAGCUACGCUAUCUACAUCUACAAGGUGUUGAAACAAGUACAUCCCGACACCGGUAUCUCGAGCAAGGCGAUGUCCAUCAUGAACAGUUUCGUGAACGACAUCUUCGAACGUAUCGCCGCCGAAGCUUCCCGCCUCGCCCACUACAACAAACGUUCGACCAUCACCAGCAGGGAGAUUCAGACCGCCGUACGUCUCCUCUUGCCCGGUGAAUUGGCCAAGCACGCCGUCUCCGAAGGUACCAAAGCCGUCACCAAGUACACCAGCUCCAAGUAGAAUGAUUUUGUUAUCAUUUCUGUCGUCGUCCGUCGUCCAUCUUUCCGGAAAAAAAAAAAAAAAAACAACAACAACAAACAAAUCGGUUCUUUUCAGAACCACAAA
Molecule: messenger RNA, 477 nt
Organism: Zophobas morio
Lineage: Eukaryota; Metazoa; Arthropoda; Insecta; Coleoptera; Tenebrionidae
Product: histone H2B
Exons: 1
Coding region: 1-372 (123 amino acids)
Cellular component (GO): nucleosome
Molecular function (GO): protein heterodimerization activity; structural constituent of chromatin; DNA binding
Source: RefSeq, a predicted model, not a curated record